UUUCCGUUCGUCAUGGGUUACCAACUCGGGGACAAUGACCCCAAAAACCUGACCGAUAACAGAGACGAGGAUUACGACCAUUGGGUGAAGUACGUCCACGUCACCGUCAAUGACACAUAUGGAAUGACAUUUUACGCCAUGGUGGAAGGGAAACUUCAAUCUCAGCUGGUCUGGAUUGAUCCUCACAAUCUUGUGCCAGAGUAUGGGUGCGACCCUUUACCGAACAACGCCACCCAUCUGCCGUCUUUGGAAGUACACUGGAACGUUUCCAGAGCGUACUUGACCGUUGACGAAAACGUCCCGUCGGAGUGGUUUGACUGGGGCUCCCCUAGUGACAGACGUACCCUCCUGAUCGCACGUUUUCAGCACGUUUAUUCGGCCACACCCACAGUGGCGGUGAACUGCUAUGCGACGCUGGGGGUUUUCAGUGUUGAAGAUGUCACCAUAAAAAUCUACUAUCUCGGUUGCCCAGAAGGAAAAUUUGGCGGCCAAUGCGAACAGAACUGCAGUUGCCCUGACAACGCGACCUGCCACACCCUAAACGGCGCCUGUAAGUGCCCGGAUGGGAGGACGGGACAGUUCUGUGACGAAGCAAUGCCAUUGACAACACACCAGAUGCCAACACUACUGCCUUCGGUGACAACACAGUUGACGUCAUCGAAAACGACUGCAACAGCAAAGACCAUACCACCACCACCACCAUCACGCUUAGCUUUACGAGUUGCCCUUCCAGUCGUGUUAUGUCUUGUCGUUGUCAUUAUCAUAAUUUUGGCUGUCACCUGGUGGAGUUGCUACCGGAAGAGAGAGCCUGUCACUGGCCACACAAAACUCGAGUAUGAGAUUAACCCUCUGUAUGAUGACGAAGGCAUCUAAUAGCUGAUUAAAUUACUCUCCAAGCAGAGGUUAGGCAGCGGCUGUUGCCGUUUUUAUCGGGUUUUCUCUUUUGUACAGUUUUCUUUAUGUCUCUCAGCAAGAAAACGGCACAAAAUAGAAAGCCUGAUAAAAAAAAACAUUGAAAGGAGCAUAUAACUGUACAUAUGAGGCUGAUGUCAGUUGAGCAACAGACAUCUCUACUUGUGUACUUUUUGCCAUAAUCUUUUCCUUACAUGGUCACAAUUUUGAUUCCAUAUGUACAAUGUAAACUAGGUAGCAUCAAUAGCAAGGUACAGAUAGUUCAAAUAAGGAAAUUUGAUUCCCAGAAACAGAAUUGGUGACCACCUUUGAAUAUGGUAUAAAUACUGAGUCAGACACACAAAUGUAAUGAUACAAAAUCCACCUCUGGUUGGCAUACAAGUUACAGUUUAAUCAUAAUCAUAAUCAUAUAUAUAUAAUAUUUAUACACAAUAAUUUCAUAUGAUGCUAGAUUAUGGACAACACAUUUAGUUCAUUCUGUCAUGGAAUAUUUGGAACCUAGACCGAUUGUGACUCAUACAGUACAAUGUAUGCUGUGACAAUCAAUGCUCUACCACAAGAAUAAUCUGACUAUAAAAUAUCUGGUAUUUGGGUUGCUAGACACUAUACUUAACUGGUUGCACUUUAUUUUACAAAACCUGAUGAGGUGACAAACAAAACUUUACACUCAACACUACCUAGUAUGUUUGAGGAUGACACAAUAUUGUACUAACCGAACAUCAAAAUCUGUUAUUUCAUAGUACGAUGACUGGGGUUUUCUCAUAUGUUAACCUAUUGAGUUUGGCUAACUACAUCUUAUGUAGCGAUGUGGGUUUCUUAUUCUGUGUACAAGAGAGCCAAGCAUGGAAAGUUCACAUAACAUGGCGCAAUUAAGGAACAAUUCACAAAGCUAUGUCCAUGUAACUAGUACUAGUAGUAGGGACAAGCUCACAAUAUAUAUUACGACCUCAGCAUUACCUUAUAAUUAUGGAUUAAUAAGGGUAAAGUUUUUCAGCCAAAUGUGUUUAUGAGCACAAGCAAUUUGUUCACUAGUGUUUUUAUCAUAUCUUACUUAAUAUAUCAUACAUACCUAAGAUCAUAUCCUUUAUACUGUCAUUAUUUCUGAUACUUUUACUGGACAAGUGAGAAUUUUUAUACUUACUACAGGAAUAAAAUUGCUAGCUGAUUUAUAUUUUUCUAGGCUUUUGCUUUUAACAGUUACUAUAGAAAUAAAUUUUUGAUUUUCACACAAUGAAUGCAGCAAAGAAACAAGAUUCUAGCUUGCAUAACACUAGAUUUGAAUACUAUAAAGAUUUUCUUUGGGUGGUUCACUGAAAAAAAAUCACACUUGGUCCAACUGCUUUCGUUUAUCGAAAGUGCCCCCCUUCAUUCGUAACUCAACAUUUCCCUCAUCAAUAUUUUAAAAUCAUUCAAGAAGACGGCGUUCUUGAACUUAUACUUUGACAAUCCAAGAUGGCGGCAUCCCUAGUAAUCAAGGGUAAAACGGAACACUGUUUGCUUUCACAAACCUGCAAUGAAGGUAAGUAAUCCCAACUGUCAAAGCUCCAUAUCAAAAGUCUACAUCAGUAUACGAGCGAUCACUGUUGUUGUUUAUAUCCGGGGUAUUCGACGGCUGGUGCCUACCAGGACGUCAGCAGAUUGGAUUAAAAAUUGAUAUUUAGAUUAGCCGAUCAAAUUACAGGUUAAUAUGUAAAUCAAUCUUUUGCCAAACACCUGCCUUUUGCCUACCACUGCGUCACCGUGACGUCAUUGCGAUCGCUCAUAUACUGACAAACCUUCUCCCUGCUCCAAAUUUAGGACCAAAAGGGAGAAGGUAAAAGAUUUCUGCUCAUCACCUUGGGAGCACUCUUACCCCUCCACAUUACAUCUUUUGCACUCCCCUUUAAAAAAAGUGCUCUAAAAACAACAAUAGAGAGGUCCAUCUGCGGUCAAAAAACGCACAUUAUUCACGUACAUGUACAAAGUCUGGAGAGUAACAGGAGUAUUACUUUUAGCAUACGGUUGAUGGCUGUGUCACACAUUCAUAUAUAUUUAUAUACCUUACAAAAUGUAAGGGUCGGAUUCACAAAGCUUGGCCUGGAACCUACAACUGUACAAGAGCAGAACAGACAAGACAUUACAAACUCCUUGUUAACAACAAAGGUUCGGUGUCAACCUUGAAAUAGAACAUAUGCAGACAGACAUUCAAUAGUUAGUUUACUCAUUUUCAUGAAUUCUGAUAAUGUUAGUUUAUGGUAUGAAAUAAUGAUAAUAUUAUAGCAUUUUCAUCAGUCUUAGAACAGACAUUUAGUAUUGUUGAAUCAAGUGGAGUGGUCCCAAGCAAUUGUACUGACAGUGUUCUUGUUUAUGGUAACUAUAUAAUUUACUAUGUUAAUAGAUAUACAUAAUUUUAUAAAUGAUUAAGUUAAAUUUAAGCAAUAUGCAUUACAGGUUGAAUUGAUGAACAUAACCUGAAUCAAACA
Molecule: messenger RNA, 3374 nt
Organism: Branchiostoma floridae (Florida lancelet)
Lineage: Eukaryota; Metazoa; Chordata; Leptocardii; Amphioxiformes; Branchiostomatidae
Exons: 5
Coding region: 13-873 (286 amino acids)
Molecular function (GO): scavenger receptor activity
Source: RefSeq, a predicted model, not a curated record